AUGGCACCGUACGAGGUGUUAUAUGGUUGUAGAUGUCGUACUCCUACCUGUUGGACGGAACUUGGUGAGUGGCGAGUUUUGGGGCCAGAUUUAGUUUCUGAUGCUGAAGAAAAGGUCUCACCAUGGAAGAAAAUCCUAAGAUUUGGAUGGAAGGGCAAGCUUAGCCCUAGGUUUAUCGGGCCAUACCAGGUUCUGAAACGGGUGGGACCAAUUGCCUAUCAGCUUGAGUUGCCUCCAGAUUUAGACAGGAUUCAUAAUGUGCUCUAUGUCUCUAUACUAAGACAUUACCGCUCUGAUCCCACGCAUAUUGUGCCAGUUGAGGAAAUUGAGGUUAGGUCUAAUUUGACUUUCAAGGAAGAACCGGUGCAGAUACUGGAUUGUGACGUCAAAGUGCUGAAAAGAAAAUCAGUUCCAUUGGUCAAGGUGCUUUGGCGUAAUCACAGUUCAAAGGAAGCCACGUGGGAGACUGAAGAAGCGAUGCGAUAG
Molecule: messenger RNA, 486 nt
Organism: Gossypium arboreum
Lineage: Eukaryota; Viridiplantae; Streptophyta; Magnoliopsida; Malvales; Malvaceae
Exons: 2
Coding region: 1-486 (161 amino acids)
Source: RefSeq, a predicted model, not a curated record